GCCACCACGAACACAGACAAGAUACCUACUAGAGACUAGGUAGUACUACACUGUAGUAGUCUAGAUGCAUGGCAGUGAUGAGCAACGAGGACCAGGACCCUCCACUCUGAUACUAAUAAGUAAACUAGCAACAGAAGACUAAGCUUGAAUGGCAAGCAGGUGUGAUCCCAGCCAUGACGUCUCAAGGUACAUUGUACCGGUAGGAUCAACCGUUGUUGUUGGAACCAAGAACCGAGGAAUGACUGUCACUCGACCCGUUGCAAGGUACAGAAUAAUAAUAUGUACAAUUGAGGCCAUCGCUCGGUACUCAGCAUUGUUGGGGCCAUAAUCAUCUAGCAGCUAGCAGCUGGCAGCUCUCCAGCUAAGUGCUGCUCCGGUAAAACUGACCUGAGACUUGAGAUUGGUAUGCGUAUGAGCUGCCUGUUGUGAGAUCAGGCUACUACUACAGCAAGCAAAGACGCACAAUACCACCGAGAGCAACCUAUCAUAGCUAGGAGAUGGAUUGGUGACCUAAAGCCUAGCUAGCUUUUGCACCAAAAAAUGUUGUACUUGAUGUGAGCCUGCGACACCAGCCAACAUGUUGGACAUCCAACAUCCAAUGCCAAUUACAUAGAGGAAGGUCGGACGGAUAUCGGAUGGGAAUCGGAUAUUUCGGCAUCUCUGACUGCCAACAUUUAAAAAAGAACGAGCCUCAGAUUUGCAAACUGUGGAACUUCGUGCGAAAGAAGCUAUUAGCUGGCUAGCUAGCAAGGACCAAAUGAAAAGGUUCGAUACUAGCAAGCUAUCUAGAAGAACCCAACAUGCUGACCAAGGGUGUCGAAGGUGUCCAGGGUGCCGAGGCGGGGCAAAAGGCUCUGGACAUCGAAGAGAGCUCGACAAUGAGUGAGACGUUGCCUUGUGAUUCUAUGGAACUCGAAGAUGAUGACACCGAUAAUCAGAUCUCUGAUCCUAGUUGUACAAGUACCGAUAUGGACCUGGAAGAAGCAGACAAGGAAAACCAGGAGCCUGAGCAAGAUGCUUGUCCUUUCUUUGACAUUGUACUGGUCCGCUUACUGGAGCAUUUGAAAGCCAUGGAAAAUGACAUAGAUGACGAUUCUCUUGACGAGCCCAAUGCUGAACCUAAGUUCAAUGGUUAUGGUGAAGGAAUUGACAAAGCCAAGUGUCUCUGGCAACAAAUCAAGCUGGCCUUGGACAACGCAAAGCCGCCAAUGAGCGAAGAUCCAUGCGUUGUCAAUCUCCUGGUCUCGGUGGGAGAAACCCUCGAAGCGGAAUCGAUGCAAAUUGAGGAGAUUCAAUCUCUUCAAUCCAAGCUGAUGGAGGUGCUGGACAUCAUGCGUCCUCUUGAUGUGGACAAGUUGUGUUCCCUGCUCAAGGAACAUGCCCCUACCUGCGAACUAGUCGAUGGAAAAAACAUAAUUCUUCUGCUGGGCGACUCUGGAGCUGGCAAAACUACUACCAUGCUUUACUUGACAGGUGUGACUUUUGAUGAAGUGGAGGAGGAGGGCGAGUUCCAUCUACGACCAGUCGAAUUCCCUGAUCCAAAGCUCGCCCAGUUUCGCACUGGCGGUGGAUCAUCUUCUAUGACAAAGACACUCCAGUGUGUAGAGGUCACGACAGAUGAGCAGCAUAUCGUGCUGUGUGAUGUUCCUGGGUUCCGAGAUACCGCCGGAGCUGAAGUUGAUAUUGCCAACGGACUUGGCAUAGUUCGUGCUAUCCAACGAGCAAAAGGAGUGAAGCUGGUUCUGGUUCUUAGUCAGGCCGGAAUAGGUGAUCGCUUUCAGGGCUUAAACGAAACGCUUGAUUCCAUCACUCGGCUUAUGGUGAAUGACUUUGACUCUGCCUGUGCGGAGGCGUUUGGCUAUCUGUUUACCAAAUUCGAACCAAAGCACGGGCCUGUCCUGCACAAGAAGUUUCGCUCUGCCGCAGCCAAGAAAGAGGUCUUCAAGGGGUUACGUGCUCUCUUGGAGGACAUGGCCACAAAAACUAACCCUCGAGCCCAACUUGUGAACCCGCUGGAUGGAAAAGCGCAAGACUUAGUGAGAGUUUUGUGUGCAGGAAGCAGCUUCUUGGACCCGAAAACUUCAUUCAAGGAGUUCACGACAGAAAGCGCGAGCAACAAGCUGCAGCUGCAAUUGCAAUACUUGAAAUCUGCUUUCGACGAUGCUCUGCAGCGGAUGGAUUUCUGCAUUGCAACCCGUUGCUUGAAGCAAUUGGAGCAACUUGCCGAUGUGUUGUCUGAAGCAAAGGCGUCCUACAGGCAAGUCUCGGCAUCGGCGGUGCACUUCCUGGACGAGGCUCGCCAGAAGGUUUCUUCCUGCGCCCAGCGUUUCCGCAAUGUUGUGGAACAUGAUACCUUCGCUGACGAUCUCGAAGCCUUGAAAGCAGCAACUGACGAACUGCGAACCAUCGAGUCCUUCAGAGAUGAAUGCUUUCCCAAUGAGCUAAGCGUGAGCAUCUUUUGCGACGGCGUCAUUGGUGAUGUUGUCGCUGCAAGUGGUAGGCGCCUACUCCGGUACGACCCAAGUCUAUCAAUGGAAGACAUCUUGAGACUUCUCGACAGCUUCGCAGGAGACCUGAGACGGCUCAGAGAAGCCCAUCAAACCUUCCCAGAAUCAAAUUGUAGUCAAAGCAGUUAUCUCCGUGGCGUGGACCAGUAUACUGCCAUAGCAUCCCGAAUCGUUGGAGCGGCCGAAGCCUCCUUGCAGCUAUGUCCAAUCGAUCUGCAUGCCUUUUUCAAAAUGGCAGAAGCGCAUGAGACUCUUCGAAACCAGUUUGUCCUUCUCGAUCCUGCAAGUGAGAGUGUCAAAUCUAUGGAAUGGCUCCAACAACAUCUCAUGGAUAUGGUUCAAAGCAAAGUUGCGUCAUCAAUCAACGACAUCUCCACCCAAACAGCAAGUCUUAAAGAUGGAGUCAAAGUACUCCUGGGUCGCGACGAACCGUCGUGCCUCCCUCCCUUGAAUCUGUUUAGUUUGAAAGAGUCACGAGAUCUGCUCUCUGCUUUCGCUGAGGCAUCGGGUCAAUUUCACGACUUUGUAGCUGUUUCCGACGGUGAUAUCCAAAGUGCAUUGCAAAAUCUUGAUUCUACAGUGAUAGAGAAUUUUAGUUUGAUCUUGGAGCAUAGCAGAAAGAGUUUGGCACGCAUCAAGUUGGAAGAGGAGGCGAAUGGUUUGAUGGAAACCCACAACAGACUGGAGAAUCUGCGUGGUUUGUGCUUGCGCAUCAAGGAAACUUUUUGUGGCCUUGAACGGUGGCCUGGUCGGGUUCGCCAGGAGGGACUUCCCCUUUUCGAAAACCUGAAUGCUCACCAACACGCUCUCCAUGAAUACAAUGCAAAGCUGGAAGGUCAAAUUGAUGAAGCAAGGAAGGAAAUGGCUGACGUUGCCAGUCAAGCCAAGGCUUUCUUGCACCGCCUCCAGACGGAGGUCAACAACACUGCUGGCAUCUUGGAGGAACUCAGCCGCGAUGAAUAUUGGCCCAUGUGGGAAGAAAAGCGAAAGGAGACAAGUGGGCUUUCAAAGAAACAGCAGGUAGAGAAGAAAGGCUUCUGGGGGGCCGUCGGUGCCGUUCUUGGCUUUGGUGACGAUACUGCUUCACAAGCAACAUGCAACGAAGAUGCUCUCGACCAAACACUCAACGAGAUUAUCGUUGUGCUCCAAGGCUAUCUCGCCUUGGCGAUGAGAUCGCUGUGCGGAGUUCAGUGGGGAACGCUGAGUUGCAGUCAAUUGCUGUCUGUAUUCUUUGGGCAAGCAACACCCGAGAUUGUGCUCUGUUUGACCUUCAUGAGGCUUCAGCACGAAAAGCACUCUCUUGGAAAAGCAAUUCUUGCCCACAGAAAUGGCUCAGGGAUCAUGACCAGUCUCACCAAAACAGAAGGGGCCAUGGCGUUUGCCCUGAAGCAGCUGAUUGUCCAGUCUCAGAAACUGCUAUGCUCACAUCUCCUGGUGGAAACUGAGCAGCUCCUGGUGCUUCUAAAGAAGAAUUCCCACGUAAUUGAAUCCUUCCGCGUCCUGCUAUCAUGCGAUGGCUUUCUCCAACCUACAAGCAGUCAACGCAACCGAGAUGCCUUCAUUGAAAGUAUCAAUGGAUGUCCAGAUUACGAAAGGUUGAGGAGCAAAGCCAUCGCAACAGCCGUCGAAAUCGAAUCUCGGUUCAACCUGCUCUCAUUGAUCGACGAACGACGCAUUCUGAGUGCCAACGAAUUUGAUCGAUCGAGCUUCUAUCGAUCACUUCGCUCUCAACUACAGGCGGCUGCUUGUGUCAGUUGUCUUGCUCCGCACGCAAUGGAUGACACAACCCGUGCCAAGCUCCACACGCUAGCACUUGUCGUUGUCCCUGCGCUUGUGAGGGAAACGGAAAAGAUUGGAUUGGAAAUAAACAAGAUUAUGUCGCGUUUUCCCAACGCUCUUCCGGAGCUGUCCCUGUUGAACAUUUGGCUAGGCAAUCUGUCCACGAUAAAAACAAUUUUUGAAGACGACGCUCCAGCUGUGGCUGAGCGAGCCCGAAAAUUGAGGAGAGAAGCUGAGUCCUCUCUAGCAGAAAAUCUCGACACAAUUGCGGAAGCACCGUCACCCGUUCUUGCAGAGCUUGUCCCUCAGCUAAUUCGCUUGAAGAAGGUCUCCUCUGAAAUUGGAUACUGGCAGGCGAAAAUUGAUCGAUGCAUUGAUAAGGUUAUUUCGCGGGCAUCGUCGGCUGCACCUAACACUGGACGAUUCAUCCUCGACUUAUCUGUUGCUCUAAAGAAGGUCGAGGAGGACGACGAAGCCGUUGUACAUCAAAUCUUAUCACAGCACGAAUGUUUUGGUGGAGCAAUGAAUGCUGUUUUCAAUGCUGCAACAGCAAGGCAAGGCAUUGAUUAUGUGGUCAGAGGACUUGGUUUUACGAAGGAGCAAAGCAAUCGACUCAAGCGCCUGUACAACGACUUUGGCAGAGAGUACAGCACCGCUGUAAGGGAUGGAUUAUUGGAGGUGCUCGAUGGUGACACGGACGUGAAGGAGCAAUUCUUUGAAAGCCUUUACCAUGAUGCUGCUUCCGUUGCUUCCGAUUUGGCCACAGACUAUGAGGCUCAGUUGACUUCCCUCUGUGCGCUGCUUUUUGCAUAUUGGUCUCUCAGCAAAACAAACAGCUUUGUCCUCCAGCAUCAAAAUGACAGGAACUUUCUCAGCGGUGAAGACCCAAUGAACUUCCUGCGAAAGCCCCAUGCCGCUCAAGUCGUAGCAGUACUAUCGUUGUUGAACUUUCAAGAAUCUCGGCUACAAGUGCUGAAGAGCCACAUGUGUGAGCUAAAAACUGGUGAAGGCAAAUCGAUUGUUUUGGGCAUCACUGCCACCAUCUUAGGGAUGCUGGGAUGUACUGUCGACUGUGUUUGCUACAGCCGCUACCUCAGCGACCGCGAUUACAAGGACUUCGUUGACAUGUUCCGGCGCUUUCGUGUCCAAGGUUGUGUGCGUUAUAACAGCAUUGGCAACUUUUGCAGUCGUAUGGUGUUUCAGCGCUACAAAGCUCUUGAGCUUGCUGAGAAUGUCCUGCUCCGAAAACCGAACCGUCCGAACCUCGAUCGAGGUCGUGGCACCUUAAGGUUGAAGGUCCUGCUUGUGGACGAAGUCGACGUUUUCUUUAAAGAGGACUUCUUCGGAAGAACAUACAACCCCCUUUGGUCCCACAACACCCCGGAGGUGUCAGAUUUGGCCCACUACAUUUGGGACAACAUCAAUACUCUUUGUCAUGACAACUUGCUGUUUGCGCUCCCAGCUCAGAAGGUAGUACGAAGGUUUCCUUCAGAGGUGCAGCCAUUGAUUGAACAACAGAUUCGGCACAUGCUUGAUGACGCUCAAAUUGUGUCAACCGGACGAAAUGAAAAGUACUGCAUUGUGGACGACGAAAUUGCCUAUAAAGAACUUGACGGUCUAACCACCAAUACUCGGUAUGGGUACCAGACGCUAUUUGCAUACAUCAAAGAACACGAAGAGGGCAAAAUCAAGAACUUGGCAGACAAUCUUUAUGUGCAGGUAAUGUGUGUGAAAUUCUCUUAUGCAGAGCUCCCAGCAGGCUUCGACGCAAUCUUGGGCGUCACUGGCACCUUGUCAGGUUUUGGAGACCUCAAAAUGGACAUUUUGAAGAAUUCUUAUGGGAUACAGCAUUUUUCACACAUCCCUUCUGUGUAUGGCAAAAACAAGCUGACAUUUGCUGGUGACUGCCCUCGAGACGUCAUCCUUUGCGACUCCACAGAUGACCAUCACCUGGAAAUUCGAAGCGAGAUCGAUCGAAGGCGUAAGCCUCUCAAUGGAGUGGAAGGAGUUCUGCGACCCGUGAUGGUGUUCUUUGCCUGCAGACGUGACAUGGAAGCGUUCUAUUCAUCCGAGCACAUGAAAGCCUUUCGGGAGAGCAAUGCCGUUCGAAUGGUUUCCGAAGAAACCGAUCCAUCGGAAAAGCAAAGUGCUUUUACCAAGGCCACCGAGUCUGGAGCCAUUACACUGUUCAUCCGAGAGUACGGACGUGGUACCGAUUUCAAGUGCUUUGAUAGCAAGGUGCUCCAAGCUGGAGGUGCACACGUCAUUCAAUCAUUCUUUGCUGUUGACAUUGCUGAAGAACUGCAAUUGAAGGGGCGAACUGCUAGGCAAGGUGCGGAAGGUUCCUUCAGUAUGGUCCUGCAUGUAAAAGAUCUGAAGGGUGAUCUUGGUGUCACACGCAGGGACGUCGAAACCAUGCAAAACGAGUCAAAGUUCUAUUCAAUUCUGGAUGAGCGACGAACGAGCAUCGCUCAGAAGAAGCUUGACUCGGUGAGCGAGAAAGUGGAACAUGCAGAGAAUUUGCAUUACCGAAGUGUUGCAUUCGUGAAGGCUGCAAGGGAGGGUCGUCGUGAGGAGGCCCUGGACUUUUUGUUUGAAAUGAACUCUGUGUCAGGGCGUGGUCGCAAAUCAUUUGUGGGCAACAAUGAGAAACCAAGGUUCCUUGCAGAGCGGGAAGCACGCUUGAAAACACACCUUGAACGUCAAAGAGAACGACGCCGGUCUGCAGAGGAGUCAGCACCUGAAUGUAAACUCCCACAAGUUCUCCUUCUCGAAGACAAGGACACAAGCCACUACGGUGUUCUUGGCGUUUCGCACAAUGCCACGAAGAUGGAGAUCUCUCGGGCCUUUCGUCGACUCGCCAAGAUUCAUCACCCAGACAAGAGCUCGCAUGAAAAUGCGAAUGAAAUCUUCUGCCGUAUCAAGGAGGCCCGGAAUGUCCUGUUGAACGAUGAAAAACGAGCUGCCUAUGAUCGAGAGCUUGAACGCAACAAUGAUGAAUGAUCAAUCGGAAUAGGGCGGCUCUAGCUAGCUGCCUAUGAUAGUUUCCCCACCCAAGAUUUUCAGCUUAAGACGUUACAGUACAGUCGUAGGCAAGCAUACUGUAAUGGCGAAUUCUUCUGUUUUCGAGCUUACUUGGAGCUACCGGUCGGUUUACCUUCUAGCUUCUAAAUCUUCGAGGUAGUUGUCAGUGGUGUGCCCCCCGACCAGCUCUAGGCCUGCCAAGUAUGCAUAGUGUGGCUAGUAAUAGAUAGUCCUUUGAUCGUUAGCCA
Seminavis robusta is the source of this 7558-nucleotide messenger RNA. The record is from the annotation of a GenBank genome assembly. Lineage: Eukaryota; Bacillariophyta; Bacillariophyceae; Naviculales; Naviculaceae.